ACAUACAGGUAACGAGCCAUGCCACGGCAUCUGAUCCUCAGCAUAUUUUUAGCUGCCGUUGCGUCUACCGCGACAACACAUGCCUUUUUGGCGCGCGGGCGGUGCAAGCCUCCGGGCCAAGGCCGUAGAGGGCGGAUCGAGGCUGCGGGAGUAUCUCAUGGCAUUGGGGCGGGCAAGCUUGUCUGCGGGCGCACUCGUAUCACUCUGCAAAGAAGAGGUGGAAUCACAAUGCAGUUGAAGCCCUCCACCGCUCCACCGUUCACAACGAAGGAGGAGCAAGAGAAGGACAAGGGCAUUAAGGUAUCCCCCUCUGCCUGGAAAUGGCCUAAGUCCUGGCCCUACAACGACGACUACUUUUCUCGCAGACAGGAGGACAGCGUCCCGCUCAAUGGGACUCCAAAUCUCUCCCCCAUCUACGAUAACAAGGCAGCAAAUGCCUUGGCCGAGCACUACCUGCGCUUCCUUCCCCCCUCCGGGUCUCUUCUUGAAAUCGGCGCCUCGGCGCACUCUUAUCUCCCUCCCUCCCUCUCCCCCUCCCGCUUCGUCGGUGUGGGCGUCAACGAGGAGGAAAUGGCGGCCAAUCCUGCCUUGACGGACCGGAUCGUCCAAGACUUGAACGCAGACUUCUCUCUCCCGGCGUCUGCCGUCCCUCCGGACAGCUUCGACGCCGUGCUCAUCGCCAACACGAUGGAGUUUCUGGUCAAGCCCCGGGAGGUGCUGAGGGAGGCUUGGCAGGCCCUCAAACCGGGGGGACACUUGAUUAUAUCCUUUGCGAGCAAGAAUCGCGUGAACGAGGAGCGGCAGAUUAAGAUCUGGGGCAACAUGAACGACGACCAGCGCAUGUGGAUCGUGGGCUCCUUCAUCUACUUCGCCUGCGCGGAGGGCUUCAUCGAGCUCAAGGGCUACGACCUAAGCGAGGGAGACAGCAAGGGCAUGAUGGCCGGUCUCUCCGGGAAGACCCCCUUGCACAUCAUCCAGGCCGUCAAGAACGAGGUCCCGAAGGAGGGCGGGGGGGAGGAGAAUGUGGCGGCGAGGAUGAAGGCGGCCCUGUGGACGGUUUCCUCCAUGGGCGCCGAGGACAAGGCCCUGGCCCUGGCGCGCAUGUUCCAGGUCUGGCGGCAGGCGGGGUCGGAGGCUGAGAAGGAGGGCGUUGUGCAAGCUGUUUUUUCCCUGCCCCGCAUCUACGCGGUGCUCCAGGAGAUGGGCAACGCUAUCCCCCUCCAGCUCAAGGCCCUCCUGGCCACGAGGGUGGCAGUGCACUACCACGGGACGGAGGAGGAGCUGGAGCAGCUCCGACAGGGCCUGGGGCUCUCGGAACCCUCGCCCGACUUCUGGGCGCCUCUGGGAAAGAUGACGGGGAUGAUGAACGCGGAAGACAAGGUCUUGCUUCUGGCCGAGUGCGUGCCUCUUCACGCGGGCAAGGAGGCGGAGAAGCGGGCCUUGGGGGAGCUAGUGCCCACCUUGGAGAAGGUGAUAGCGGUUGUGAAAGAAAAAUGUCCGGAUUUGAAUAAAUCGGACGCCCAACUGCUAGGGGUUGACCUCUGUCUCACGGACUUCUUGUACGUGGCGGAGGAGGAGCGGCGAAGAAGCUUUUUAAGCUGGGUGGGGUCGUUGAAUGAGGCGGACUUGAGGGAGUACCUGAGAGAGCGGCGGAACUUCAAGGGGGAGGGGGAGGAAAUGGAGGAGACAGAGAGAGAAAAGGUAGUUUCCUGAAAGGGUGGGAGGGAUGAUCGGGGGACAAGAGGGGGGAUUUGACGAAGGAAGUGAAGUUUAGGGAGGCGACGGAAAGUAAGAAGCCAAAAU
Molecule: messenger RNA, 1803 nt
Organism: Nannochloropsis gaditana CCMP526
Exons: 3
Coding region: 19-1713 (564 amino acids)
Source: RefSeq, a predicted model, not a curated record